AUGAGGCUGCAUGCAAAGGCCCUCGAGCAGAUUGUCAGAAGAUACUUCCACCUCAGGAACCACACUGUCCACCAUCAACUCCUGGAGAGCAUCCGCACGAGCGAGCAGCUGCGGAAGGCAGCAGCAAAAGACGCGUAA
Messenger RNA from Eimeria tenella, 138 nucleotides. RefSeq lists its product as uncharacterized. The transcript is spliced from 2 exons. The record is from RefSeq and is a predicted model, not a curated record. NCBI's taxonomy places the organism in Eukaryota, Apicomplexa, Conoidasida, Eucoccidiorida, Eimeriidae. The coding region runs from base 1 to 138 and encodes 45 amino acids.